CUCUGCUGUUUCCAAUACCCAUCUCACACUCACAGACCACAUGUGAAAUAAACAUGUGAUACCAUUACUAUUUGUGUAGUUUAGUUCCCAAAACCCCAUCAAUCAGUUUCACUUUUCUCUCUCUUUUUCUUCCCUGAUAUUAUUUUCAUUUCUGUAUUUAAACAACACCCACAUCAUUUUCAGUGAUCAGCACCAUAAAAAUCACACCUUUUUGUUUAUCUGAGCAUAUUCCCAGUUCUCUCUCAUUUAGCCCAUCUCUACAUUUCGGGAAAAAUAGUAUCUUGAUAAGCUUGUGUCAAGAAAGUUAUGGAGGCUACUAAAAAAGCCAACGGUGCUCCUAAGAAAAUCCCAGCUGUUGCUAAUCCACUAGCUGAAAAGCCACUGGAUAUUGCAUCCAAUAUCAAUUAUCAUGCUCAAUAUAGUCCUCAUUUUUCUCCUUUCAAGUUUGAGCCAGAACAAGCCUAUUAUGCAGCUGCUGAGAGUGUUCGAGAUCGUCUCGUGCAGCAAUGGAAUGAGACCUAUCUGCAUUACCACAAAGUUGACCCUAAGCAGACCUACUAUCUGUCUAUGGAGUUUCUCCAAGGUCGAGCUUUGACCAAUGCAAUCGGAAAUUUGGACAUUCAAGAUGCAUAUGCUGAUGCUUUAAACAAACUUGGUCAUGAACUUGAAGAAAUUGUUGAACAGGAAAAAGAUGCAGCACUCGGAAAUGGUGGUCUAGGAAGACUUGCAUCUUGUUUUCUUGACUCCAUGGCAACACUAAGUUUGCCAGCAUGGGGAUAUGGUUUAAGGUACAGGUAUGGGCUUUUCAAACAGCGGAUCACAAAAGCAGGUCAGGAAGAAACUGCUGAAGACUGGCUAGAGAAGUUUAGCCCUUGGGAAGUCGUCAGGCAUGAUGUAGUCUUCCCUGUUCGAUUCUUUGGUCAUGUCGAAGUUCAGCCUGAUGGAUCCCGGAACUGGGCGGGUGGAGAAGUUUUACAAGCUUUAGCAUAUGAUGUGCCAAUUCCUGGAUACAAAACAAAGAACACCAACAGUCUUCGUCUUUGGGAAGCAAAAGCAAUUUCUGAAGACUUUAAUCUGUUUCAAUUUAAUGAUGGACAGUACGAAGCUGCUGCACAACUCCAUUCUAAAGCUCAGCAGAUCUGUGAUGUUUUAUACCCUGGCGAUGCUACAGAAAAUGGGAAGCUUCUACGCUUGAAGCAACAAUAUUUUUUGUGCAGUGCAUCACUUCAGGACAUAAUUUUCAGAUUCAAGGAGAGAAAAGAUGGAUCUCUGCGACCAUGGUCGGAGUUCCCUAGCAAGGUUGCUGUGCAACUCAAUGAUACACACCCAACUCUUGCAAUACCUGAGCUUAUGAGAAUAUUAAUGGAUGAGGAAGGACUUGGGUGGGAUGAGGCAUGGGAUGUAACAACAAAGACAAUUGCUUACACAAAUCACACUGUCCUACCUGAAGCUUUAGAGAAAUGGUCACAAAUUGUAAUGUCUAAGCUUCUUCCACGUCAUAUGGAAAUUAUAGAAGAAAUCGACAAAAGGUUUAUAGCAAUGAUACAGUCGAAACGUCCUGAACUUGAGAGCAAAAUCUCUGGGAUGCGCAUAUUGGAUCAUAAUCCUAAAAAACCAGUUGUGCGGAUGGCUAAUCUCUGUGUGGUGUCAGCACACACGGUGAAUGGUGUUGCCCAGUUACACAGUGAUAUUUUAAAGAACGAGUUAUUUGCAGACUAUGUUUCAGUAUGGCCUACCAAGUUCCAGAACAAGACAAAUGGCAUAACGCCUCGUCGCUGGUUACGAUUCUGUAGUCCUGAGCUAAGUCAGCUGAUUACCAAAUGGUUGAAAACUGACCAAUGGGUGACAAAUCUUGACCUACUCACGGAUCUUCGAAAAUUUGCUGAUAAUGCAGACCUUCAUGCUGAAUGGGAAUCAGCCAAGAUGGCUAACAAGCAGCGACUAGCUCGGUACAUAUUGCGAGUCACAGGUGUGAGCAUCGACCCCAAUAGCCUUUUUGACAUACAGGUCAAGCGUAUCCAUGAGUACAAAAGGCAGCUGUUAAACAUUUUAGGAGUGGUAUACAGAUACAAGAAACUAAAGGAAAUGAGCCCUGAAGAACGGAAAAAUACCACAUCACGCACCAUCAUGAUUGGGGGCAAAGCAUUUGCGACAUACACCAAUGCUAAAAGAAUAGUCAAGCUGGUGGAUGAUGUUGGUGCUGUUGUCAAUAGUGACACCGAAGUUAAUUCUUACCUAAAGGUUGUCUUUGUUCCUAAUUACAACGUUUCCGUCGCGGAAAUGCUUAUUCCGGGGAGUGAACUAUCACAACAUAUUAGCACAGCAGGAAUGGAAGCAAGUGGGACAAGCAAUAUGAAAUUUGCACUAAAUGGUUGUCUCAUAAUAGGAACGUUGGACGGGGCAAAUGUGGAAAUCAGAGAAGAAGUUGGGGAGGAGAAUUUCUUCCUCUUCGGUGCAACUGCAGAUGAAGUUCCACGACUACGUCAAGAGAGAGAAAAUGGACUGUUUAAACCAGAUGCUAGAUUUGAAGAAGCCAAAGAGUUUAUAAGGUCUGGAGCAUUUGGAAGCUAUGACUACAAUCCACUCCUUGAUUCGCUAGAGGGCAACUCUGGAUAUGGCCGUGGUGAUUAUUUCCUAGUUGGUUAUGAUUUUCCCAGCUACAUCGAUGCGCAGACAAAAGUGGAUGAAGCUUACAAGGACAGGAAAAGAUGGACAAAGAUGUCCAUAUUAAGCACAGCUGGGAGUGGAAAGUUCAGCAGUGAUAGAACCAUCGGUCAAUAUGCUAAAGAAAUCUGGAAUAUAGAGCAGUGCAUUGUACCAUAGAAAUGGUGACCAACUUGGGCUCGUAAAACUCAAACUCCCAGAGACUUGAUGAAUAAACAUGAGAAAGUGCCAAAUCAUGGGUGGAGUGAACGUGCUCAGUGAUAGAAGCCAUGCAUUUACGAAUAAAUAAGAUAGUCCUCUUUUUUAUGCAGUUGUAUCAUGAAAGGAAUUCCUCCUCUACAUUACCAAAUUGUACUCAAAGAUAUAUGUUCCGUUACCAAAUUAUUGCAUCUUUAUACUUGUA
This is a messenger RNA of Daucus carota subsp. sativus, 3067 nucleotides long. Its product is annotated as alpha-glucan phosphorylase, H isozyme. Gene Ontology annotation, cellular component: cytoplasm. Gene Ontology annotation, biological process: glycogen catabolic process. The record is from RefSeq and is a predicted model, not a curated record. Gene Ontology annotation, molecular function: glycogen phosphorylase activity; pyridoxal phosphate binding. Lineage: Eukaryota; Viridiplantae; Streptophyta; Magnoliopsida; Apiales; Apiaceae. The coding region runs from base 307 to 2823 and encodes 838 amino acids. The transcript is spliced from 16 exons.